AUGGGUCGAGGUAUGUCACACGGCUUCAUGGUUGUUUUUAAUUUCCUUGCUGCCCUCCUCACCGUUGGUUUCCUCUCAACAGCCAUUGUAGGCAUUUACCUGAUAAUAUCAAAAAAAUUGAUAAAAUCGGCAUUGUGGAUUGACUUUGGUGAAUACGAGAGGGAUGAAGAUGAAUUACGCAUGUUUGUAGACAUGAUAGCAGAAAGUGCGGGUAAGUAA
This is a messenger RNA of Hydatigera taeniaeformis, 219 nucleotides long. The record is from the annotation of a GenBank genome assembly. Lineage: Eukaryota; Metazoa; Platyhelminthes; Cestoda; Cyclophyllidea; Taeniidae.